Messenger RNA from Cuscuta campestris, 811 nucleotides. NCBI's taxonomy places the organism in Eukaryota, Viridiplantae, Streptophyta, Magnoliopsida, Solanales, Convolvulaceae. The record is from the annotation of a GenBank genome assembly.
GAAGAAGGAACAGCCAUCAUCUAGAAUUCCUGUUCAAUUAUUAUCUAAACAUGCUUUCUAAACAUCUCAGUGAAGUCAAACUAUCAAAAAGUAUGGGACUCUAUCUAAACAUGCCCUUCUAUUUUCAUAGUGUAUUAGAUCAAUCUCAUAGUUAUUGACUCAUGUUCUUGAUCUUUCUGUUUAAAAAUCUAGGAAAUCAUCAGUCAUUAAUUGGCUCUUCACAUUAACGUUUGAGAUGAGUAGAGGUGGCUCUCAGCAUAGAAUACGCAGAUUUUUUGAGAGGGUAUUAACAAAUGAGAAACUAUGCAACUCAGUGAUAAUUUGGCGCAGCUACAUUGCAUAUGAACUCGAUAUAACUUGUGACACAUCAGCUACAAAAAGAGUUUUUUUUCGAGCAGUCCACGCUUGCCCCUGGUCAAAAAGGUUAUGGCUUGAUGGUUUCCUCAAGCUGAACACCUUUUUAAGUGCAAAGGAGCUUUCAGAUCUCCAAGAAGUAAUGCGGGAUAAAGAGCUCAAUUUAAGGACAGACAUCUAUGAAAUUCUCCUGCAAGAUGAGGUGGAGUGCUGAUAGUGUAUACUUCUGUUUGUACCUCUUCUCUGUCACUCUUACACUCUGUCACUCUUACAUCAAACUGUUGGAUCGCUUUUGUUAUAUUUUCAAUGUUUUACCUGUCUUUUUCCCUUUAGAUUUUUUAAAUGUGUAUUUUUUUUUUCAAAAUAAAAUUGAAUUAAUUAUUAAAAAUAAAGGAUCAAUGAGAAAAAGUAGAAUAAAGGAAAAAAAGAUAAAGGAAAAGAAAAGGGGGAGUCGGUU